AAGCCAAUCAGUACAUUGCCGCGUGGAGACGAAACGUUCUUAACAGCGACGUGAAGAGGACGAGAACGAGAACUCCUAAUCGUCGUCAUCGUUCUUCUGGAGCGUAUUCGAAACCCUUUCUGCGCCAAAUUUGUCCCCGAAUUCUUUCGAUUCAUUCUCCCUCUCGUAAUUUGUUUCUGAUUCUCAUCCUUCCGUCUACCUCUCACUGCUUCGCGAGUUCUCUUUUGAAGAUCGAGAGGCGAUUCUAGUUGCUUAGCGUCGACAAUGCUUAACAGGCUUUUCGGUAAACCUAAACAAGAAGCAAGUGCUUUGGCUACGUUGGAUAAGCUAAGCGAGACACUUGAAAUGUUGGAGAAGAAGGAAAAUGUCCUUGUUAAGAAGGCAGCUGCAGAGGUUGAAAGAGCUAAAGAGUUCACAAGAGUGAAGAACAAACGGGCGGCCAUUCAAUGUUUGAAGAGGAAGAGGCUUUAUGAACAGCAAAUAGAGCAGCUUGGAAAUUUCCAAUUACGUAUCCAUGAUCAGAUGAUUAUGCUAGAAGGCGCAAAGGCUACAACCGAGACUGUAGAUGCUUUGAGAACAGGAGCAUCUGCAAUGAAGGCAAUGCAGAAAGCAACGAAUAUCGAUGAUGUAGACAAGACAAUGGAUGAGAUAAAUGAGCAGACUGAGAACAUGAAACAGAUACAGGAAGCGUUGUCAGCUCCAAUCGGGGCUGCAGCUGAUUUCGAUGAGGAUGAAUUGGAGGCAGAACUGGAAGAGCUGGAAAGUGCUGAGUUGGAAGAGCAACUUCUCCAGCCAGCAUCAACUGCUCCUGCCGCACCCGUUUCAGUCGCGCCGGGCAGAGUACCUGCUGCACGCCCUGCUCCUCAGAAGAGAACUGCCGAAGAAGACGAACUGGCAGCUCUGCAAGCUGAGAUGGCUCUUUAAACCAGGCCGCGUCCCCUGGUAGAUUCCAGUGCAAUCUAUUCUGGUGAGUGUGUUUACAUUUGUCUUCAGGAAUAUCAUACGAAUUAUUAUUGCCUACCGCGAGACAAUGUAUAUAAUAUGGCAACAAUUACUUCUUCUAUUUUGCCGAGCUUGCUAAUACCUUCAAAUUUUAGGUAUAUUUGAGUACUAUCUUUUCUUCAUUUAUAAUAAAACUCGCCUAUUUUUUCUUAA
Molecule: messenger RNA, 1155 nt
Organism: Momordica charantia (bitter melon)
Lineage: Eukaryota; Viridiplantae; Streptophyta; Magnoliopsida; Cucurbitales; Cucurbitaceae
Product: vacuolar protein sorting-associated protein 32 homolog 2
Biological process (GO): vesicle budding from membrane; late endosome to vacuole transport via multivesicular body sorting pathway
Cellular component (GO): ESCRT III complex; cytoplasmic side of plasma membrane; multivesicular body
Source: RefSeq, a predicted model, not a curated record